AUGGAAAAUAAGAGUAGCAUAGAUUCGGAGGAUGUGCGCAAGAGACUGCUCGAGGAUUCUCUGUCCUUCAACCGAGAAAAAAUGGUCAUCCUGAAUGCAGAUCCUUCUAGUAGAGCGUUCGUGGUAUGGUUCAUGAUAUCGAGUUAUUUCCCGGUUUUGACUGCUUGUUUGGGCCCCAUUGCCAACAUGAUUGCGGUUGCAGGGGUCGUUGACAAAUGGAGGGCGGACGAGCAAGGACAGAUACAGCCAGACCCGAGAGGAAUAUACGGAGUCAAUGUCGUAUCUUUGAUUCUGGGGUGUUUUUCCAAUUUCGUGCUCUUACUGCAUUUUGCCAAAAAAGUGAGCUAUCUCACGGCUCAGCUGAUCAAUAUCGUGGGCUGGACAAUGGCUGGCUUGAUGCUUCUCAUCGAUAUUGUCAUCUGCGGAAAACGAGACUACACACCGGAACUCGAAAAGACAAUAGGUUUCUGGUAUGCUAUUUUUACAGUGAUACUUUAUCUCUCGUGCAAUGCACUGUUGUUAAUUCACUACGGAGGUUAUAAACUGGGAAAGUACCCAGCUACUUUCAAUUUGACGGAUAGUGAGCGCAAUGUUAUGAUCUUCACUUUUAUUUUAUCGCUUUGGUUUAUUUGGGGGUCUGCUAUGUUUUCUCAGAUAGUUCCUUUGACGUAUGGUGAAGCUCUCUAUUACUGUGUUGUCGUGGUACUGACUGUUGGACUUGGUGAUCUGGUACCCGUUACGGUAGCUGGCAAAAUAAUGACGCUCGUAUACUCCUUGUCAGGUGUAAUUAUUUUGGGUCUGAUUGUUGCGCUGACACGAUCAAUCAUUCAAUCUUCAUCAGGCCCAAUCUUCUUUUUCUAUAGGGUAGAAAAUGCUCGAAGUAAGAUUUAUGAAGAGUUAAUUGCUAGUGAGCAAACUAUGGAAUCUGAAACUGCUUUUGAUAUCAUCAAACAUGUCAGAAGUGUUUCCAGGAUGAAACAACAAAGCUGGUCUACUUUCGCUGUAGUCUGUGUCUUUGUAGCUUUUUGGCUUCUGGGUGCGUUGAUUUUCCAUUAUGCCGAAAAAUGGACAUAUUUCAACAGUCUGUACUUUUGCUUCCUUUGUCUAAUUACAAUCGGUUUUGGUGACUUUGCACCUAAAACUGGAUGCGGGAGAGCUUUCUUCGUCGUAUGGGCACUCUGUGCUGUCCCGCUAAUGACAGCCAUGAUAAGCACGGUCGGAGACACCUUGUAUGUGAUGGCUGAUGGUCUAGACAUUAGCAUUGUUAGGGUUUCCGAAUGGGUAGUUAAUCUUCCCCAGCGUUUGUUCCAUUGCCUGCGUGCCUCGUGGAGCGAAAAAAGCAUUAUGCCCUUUUCUUCCGAAAUGAGCAGGGUUGAUGAAGAAUCAAUUCCAACACCUUACACGUCAAGUGAAGCGCAAGCCAAUGCAGAUGAGCAGCAAAGAAGCCUUGCCAACGCACAUUCCGCUGAUGGUUCGUCGAAGACAAAUGUAGAUCCUGUCUCAGAAAAGCUAGAAGAGUAUCUCAAGGUUGUUCAAUGGUUGCGGCACCUCUCUCGUCGAGAUCCUAACGAAAAGCUAGCCUUUGAUGAGUGGAUGCAAUUGUUUUCUUCCAUCAGUGAUGACACAGGAAAAAUUCUGGAUGAUCCCCACUUUUGGCUGUCGAACAACUCGCCACUACGGUAUCCAUUCGAUGAGCGGCGUUAUGUCAUGCAUACACUGCUCAACAAGCUAGAAGUGGAUAUAACAGGUUUGCUUAAAAAGCGCACAGAAUCAGAGGAAAAGUAA
Lachancea nothofagi CBS 11611 is the source of this 1785-nucleotide messenger RNA. The record is from the annotation of a GenBank genome assembly. NCBI's taxonomy places the organism in Eukaryota, Fungi, Ascomycota, Saccharomycetes, Saccharomycetales, Saccharomycetaceae.